Messenger RNA from Aspergillus wentii DTO 134E9, 1707 nucleotides. Its product is annotated as FAD-dependent oxidoreductase. The coding region runs from base 1 to 1707 and encodes 568 amino acids. Lineage: Eukaryota; Fungi; Ascomycota; Eurotiomycetes; Eurotiales; Aspergillaceae. The record is from RefSeq and is a predicted model, not a curated record. Gene Ontology annotation, molecular function: FAD binding; oxidoreductase activity. The transcript is spliced from 3 exons.
AUGAAGCGAUUAUUGCUUAAUUUCCUCUUUGGCGCUUCGGCCCUGGCCGGGUUCACCAGCACCGGGUGUCGCUGCAGACCCCAGAACAGUUGCUGGCCUUCAACCCAGGAGUGGAAUGCUUUUAAUAGCUCUAUUCAAGGAAACCUUGUGCCUGUCCGGCCCGCUGCUGCUGUCUGUCAUGUACCGAAUCUGGACAGCUCCAUGUGCGACGAAGUCAAAAAACAAUGGACCAAUUCCACAUGGAGAGCGGCCCAGCCUGGAACAGUUCAGUGGGAGAAUUGGGAAUCCUGGCCUGAAGACAACCAGACCUGCUAUAUCGAGAGCUCCCAAAGCACACCCUGUGGACAAGGUCGUAUCUCACUCUACUCUGCCCUCGUCCAGUCUGCAUCGCAAAUCCAAAAGACAGUUCGUUUUGCGAAGCAGCAUAACCUUCGACUCGUGAUCAAAAAUUCGGGCCAUGAUUUCAUGGGUCGUUCCACAUCUCCGGAGUCCUUGCAAAUCCUGACCAACGGGAUGAAAGAUAUUCGACUUGUCAAUGCCUUUGUGCUAGCUGGUGCCCCAGAAAAUAAAAGCGAAGGCCCUGCCGUCACCAUCGCAGCUGGAGUCAGCUUGCAGGACCUUUACUCUGCUGUUGUAGCACAUAAGAGGACGGUCGUCGGAGGGACUUCUCACACCGUUGGAGCGGCUGGAGGGUAUAUCCAAGGGGGCGGCCAUUCUGCCCUUGGGGUAUGGAAAGGAAUGGCUACAGACAACGCUCUCGAAUUUCAUGUUGUGACGGCGAAUGGAACUCUGCUAUACGCCAAUGCCUACCAAAACCUCGACUUGUUCUGGGCAUUGCGUGGGGGCGGCGGAGGCUCGUUUGGUGUAGUGCUCAGCGUCACACUGCGUACAUUCCCCGAAGUUCCCGUCGUUGUCGCCAAUCUCAAUAUAUCAACGCCCAUCGGAAACCCACAAUUUUGGACAGCUAUGACCGAGGUCCAUGCGGCUUUACCUGGUCUUAAUGACGCUGGAGGCUCUGGAUAUUAUUUCAUCUAUCCAAAUUACCCCGUCAGCAAGAAUUUCAGUGCCUCAACCAUGACUUUGGUAACAACUUUCCCGAACAAUACCAACACUGCAAAAAUUGAUCACCUAUAUGCCCCAUUGCGCUCGAAAUUGAACGGAGCAUCUGGUAUCACGGCCCAGUAUCAAUCUUUCGUUUUGCCAAGCGUCAGAUCUGUUUACUCGACCAUCCUGAUACCUGGAAAUGACGAUGUGACCGCAGCUUCUCUACUGAUUUCCGCUCUGAAAACCCUCAGGUUUGACCCGGGACAGUCAAUUUUAGGCCAUAUGGUGGCAGGAGGUGCUGUCUCAGCAAAUGGAAAGACGGUGGAUAGUGCAGUGAACCCAGCAUGGCGAGAAGCUAUCACACAUAUCAUUAUUCCUCGAGUCUGGGAGGCCAAUGCAACACUCGCAGAGCAGGAAGCGAUCAAGCAUAAUGUGACCAACGUUGACGUGCCGAUUCUGCGGUCUGUGGAGGGGGAUAAGAUGGGAGCAUAUUUGAACGAAGCCGAUCCCUCUGAAACUGACUUCCAAAACUUCUUUUGGGGCGAAAAUUACCCUCGGCUGUACGAUAUCAAGAAGAAGUGGGACCCAACAGGUUUGUUCAUCACUCGUAGAGGAGUCGGCAGCGAGGACUGGGAUGGUGAGGGUUUGUGUUUGGCGGCAUAA